AUGGCCGAGAGCUUCGGCGGCGUGGUACCGAAUACGUGCAGUCCCAAUGAGCGCCAUGUCUUUGCCGCAUCGGAUGGCACGCUCUCCGAAGGUUCGUUUACAUGCAUCGGCCCACUGCCAGCGGUGUGCGGAAGCCCCAACGAAGAGGUCCCACGUAACGUUCCCGAUAGUAGCAGCGGCAGCAGUAGCUUAGACAGCCUAUACCACCGAAUAUUAGAUAACAAUGAGUUCGAGAAGCUACACUCGAAAGCUCGUGUGGAACACCCUGUAUUACCUCCAUCGAAGGUCGCUUCGGGCCUAGAUAACCGUUUGAAACCGCUCGGUGACGGUGGCAAGACGGCUCCACGCGACGCUGAGCACCUACCGCCGGGCGAAAGUUUCAUGCUGCUCGACGACAGUGUCUACAUUACACCGGGCCACCGGCCGGCACGGGUGGACCACGCCACGGGCACCGGGAUCUUCGGGACACGCACGAACUUUGGCGAACAAAUCAUCUUUCUCAAUGGGCCGGAUCUGCUCGAAUCGAGCGUCGAGCUGGUCGAACCGGUGGCCUCCCGGGCGCAAAUGGGAAAACUUCCACGCCAAGUUCGCACCCCGUUCGUCCGAGCGGAAGAAGGCGAGUACGACGAACCGCUGGCCCUGCCGCUGCGACCCAUCGUCCGCGAUCCGGCCGACGAGCAGCUGGCCGAGGGCAACGUGGUGGUGGUGUACGCGGACCAGCGCGAAACGGUGCGGCUCAACUGCGAGGUCGACGCCGACAUCACGUCGAGCGUGUGGCUCAAGGACGGCCAGAUAGUGCACGCGAUGGACAAAAAGUCACGAACCACCGAUAUCCGGUUUGUGCGCGAACCAUUCGGGGCGCUCACCAUCACCAACGUGAUGCUGGAGGACGACGGUAUGUGGCAGUGCGAGGCGGAGAAUGCCCGCGGCUUCUUCUUCAACGGCCGUCCGAUCAAGCUCAUCGUGCUCGAUCCGCCGAAGGCGCCGUAUCUGCUGAUCGAUUCGCGGCGCCUAGAUGCCAGCAAUAUGUUCAUCCCGGCGAAGGAGAACGCCGAGCUGACGCUGGCGUGCGUCAGCGAGGGGGGCAACCCGAAACCGAUGCUCAGCUGGGAGGUGCUCCUGAGCCCCGGACUCGACCGCCACGCACAGAAACUAUCGACCGACGUGCUGGAGCUGCAGGAGAUAAAGAAGGAGCAGGACCGGGAACCGUACAAGAUCAACGGCGGGGCCGUUUCGGAGGCGAAGCUGGCGGCCGUCUUCCGGGUGCACCACAACGCGCGGAUCCUGUGCAUCAUGGAGCACCCGACGCUGAAGGUGCGCCAGAACGCAUCCAUCCUGCUCGACGUGCAAUAUACACCAUCGUUCGCCAUCACCCGGACGCCGGGCUUCGGAUAUCCGCUGCGCGAGGGCAUCGCGGUGUCGCUGAAGUGCGACGUUGACUCGAACCCACCCAGCACGCCGGUGUGGCAGAAGGACGACGGCGAGACGCCGGUGCCGCAGAUCGGCGACGGGUUCCUCAACUUCAGCUCGAUCCGCCGGGAGCACUCCGGAUGGUACAAGUGCACCUCGCGGCACCUCAACUUCCAGUACUCGAGCAUCGGGUACUACCUGAGCGUACGCUACGAACCGGUCGACGUAACUUCCGAGCCAGUCGAACAGGACCUCUCCCUGUCGGCCUUUUCACCCGCCUCCUCCUCCUCCUCUUCAUCCGCCGAUCCAUCGUCACCGUCAGCCUCAUCGUCGUCGGCAGUGUCCGCCUCAAAUGGUGGGACCGCCCCAAACAGCUCCACGGGCUCGGCGAUCGGUGGAAGCUUCUUCAACGACGGCCAAAUGGAGGUCGAACUCGGUGGCUCCGUUACACUGCAGUGCCCUCAAGGAUCGCUCGGUUGCUGGUCCCACCUAGAUUCGGCCUCGGUCCGGCUGAAGGGACUCUCCGGCCACAGCUACGGGCAGCUCUCGCUGAAGGACGUCGUCUACCAGGACGCCGGAACGUACAAGUGCGUCGGCCAGAGCCAGCCCGGAAACCACAGAACGAAACCGGAAGUGCCUCGGACUGUUUCGCUUGCGGUCAAAGUCACUCCGAAAGUAUCGGCAAGGAACUCCACACCGACCGCCGCUCCGGGGGCCUCACUACAUCUGUCGGUCGAGUUCUGUGCUAAUCCACCCGCAUAUGCAGCCCGGUGGCUGCACGGGGAUCAAGUGUACACACCCGGGAAUCAGUACGGAAGCGAAGUCCUGGCGUACGGGCUAACGGACUUGCCGACGCCGCACUGCAAGGAGACACGUCUGACCUACGUGCACAUGAACGAGCGGGUCGCCAGGACCUUCUACUUCCUCGUGUCGUCGCCGGGCGGCGUGGCCGAGGCCGUCUUUCGGGUGAACUUUACGCAAACGAAAAAGCACAAACCGACGAACGCUCGGGGACCGUCCGGGAGUGCGGGUUCAUCGUUCGCUUCGCACCCACCGUUCACUUCCGGCACGGGGAAGUCGGGCGGCGCCAACCUCAAGUCACACAGCACUCACCCGCUCAACACGUUGCACGGCAACAAACUGGACGACGGCCAGGAGGUGAUGACGGAACCGGAAGAGAUACAUUUUCCCAUCAACAGCAGCAGUGGCGCCGCCGGAGGUGCACUUCCGGUGCACGGCGUCAUCACGCUCCUCACGGGCUGCAUAGCUCUUGCAUCCUCUUGCUGCGAUAGUUUGCUUCGGUUUCGGUUUCGGUUUUGA
Molecule: messenger RNA, 2730 nt
Organism: Anopheles cruzii
Lineage: Eukaryota; Metazoa; Arthropoda; Insecta; Diptera; Culicidae
Exons: 11
Coding region: 1-2730 (909 amino acids)
Biological process (GO): cell-cell adhesion
Cellular component (GO): cell-cell junction
Molecular function (GO): cell adhesion molecule binding
Source: RefSeq, a predicted model, not a curated record